Molecule: messenger RNA, 1631 nt
Organism: Corylus avellana
Lineage: Eukaryota; Viridiplantae; Streptophyta; Magnoliopsida; Fagales; Betulaceae
Gene: NPSN11
Product: Putative plant snare 11
Biological process (GO): vesicle fusion
Cellular component (GO): late endosome membrane; SNARE complex; ER to Golgi transport vesicle membrane
Molecular function (GO): SNARE binding; SNAP receptor activity
Source: RefSeq, a predicted model, not a curated record
UCUCUCGCCCUUGAGACUUGAGAGCCAAAGCUCCUCUGAUUUAAAAAAAUACUUAAUUUUUUUCUUUUUUUUUUUUUUAAAAAAACGAAAAAUAUACUGUGAAUCACGAGGACAAGACAUUUUGUUUUGUAUAUAGUUUAUAGAAAAUUUUCCAGAUCUGAAGAUUACUGUAAGCCUUCGAUUUUCUCGGCGACAACUUCGGAUCCGAUCCGAAACCCAAAAUAUACCGGAUCAAUCAAACCGGAAUUUGAACCCGUUUUCUUCUAUUCCGAUUAGGUUUCAGCUGAAAGCUGACAUUGCUUCGUUUUUGUUUGAUUCUGCAUUGAAUGCGGUUUCGAUUGCUUCAUAAGCUGCGUUGUGUUUGACCUCGGUUGAAUUCGCCGGGACGCGCGAUGGCUUCGGUGCUUAAAUUUUGUGGUUUUGAUUGCCAUUUCGCGUGUAAAAGAUUAGUUUGAUUAGGCAUUUUGUGGGCUUCGAUUGGUUUGUGUGAAAAAAAAAAGAAGAAGCAGGUUUUGAGAAUUUGCAAGAUGGAUCCUUUAUCUGCGAUCAGCGAGGAGCUAGCGGAGAUCGACGGACAGAUCGCCGAUAUCUUCCGAGCGUUAUCAAAUGGAUUUCAGAAGUUGGAGAAGAUUAAGGACUCGAAUAGGCAGAGUAGGCAGUUGGAAGAGCUCACGGAAAAGAUGCGGGAGUGUAAGAGGCUUGUUAAAGAGUUUGACAAAGAAGUCAAGGAUUUGGAGAGUAGAAAUAAUCCAGGCACUAACAAGAUGCUGAAUGAGAAAAAACAGUCAAUGAUCAAAGAGUUGAAUUCAUAUGUUGCUCUUAAAAAGCAAUAUGCAGCCAAUCUUGACAACAAGCGAAUUGAUCUCUUUGACGGUGGCACCGAAGGAUAUGGGGAAGAAAAUGGCAUGCUAGCAUCGUCCAUGACAAAUCAACAGCUAUUUGAUAGUGGAAACCGGAUGAUGGACGAUACUGAUCAAGCCAUUGAGAGGUCAAAAAAGGUUGUUCUUGACACUGUCAAUGUUGGAACAGAGACUGCAGCAUCACUAAAGGCUCAGACUGAACAAAUGAGUAGGAUUGUUAAUGAGCUGGACUCUAUCCAUUUUUCAAUCAAGAAAGCUUCUCAACUUGUGAAGGAACUUGGUAGGCAGGUUGCAACUGACAAGUGUAUUAUGGCAUUACUCUUCCUUAUUGUCAUUGGAGUCAUAGCCAUCAUUAUUGUUAAGCUUGUGAACCCAAACAACAAGGAUAUCCGGGAUAUCCCUGGAUUAGCCCCACCGGCAAUGAAUCGGAAAUUACUUUGGAAUGCUAGAUAAAAAGCUAUGAAGAGAGGAGAGAUUAUCUCACGAGGUUGAGGAAUGAUUUUGCCAUCUAGCUAUGGAUGUGUUUCUAAGUAAUUUUUCAGAAGAGGUUGGUUGACUUUUCCGAGUGCUAGUCUCAAACUGCUGUUGUGCCUCAUUAGCGUAAAUUUUGAUGUGGUCUGCAUAAUUAUUUCGUCUUCCCCGACUGAAAAAUAAUUCCUAUUUGAGGGAAACUCAAAAAUAUGUAGAGUGUAUUUGUUCAUACGAUGUAUUGCUACACAUGUAAGAUAUUUGAUCUGCAAUUCAUUAUUUGUUUCUGGUUUUUGGCAAAUU